UGGAUCCAGGAAUGGCUUGCCUCCCUGAACUGAGGUGGACUGGAGCUGAGGCUGUGUUCUGCUCACUGCUGAUCCUCCUGCAUGUGUUCACAGCCACAGGGAUGUCAGGGUGGGGUGGUGGAUGUUUGGAUGGUCAGGAUGUCUUCACGAGGAUAACAGAAAACAGCCGUUCAGGAGAGGUCGUGGCUGAGCUCAGGGUGAAGGAGGUGGAGUGGACACUGGAGGGACAGGACGCGGGGUGGUUCUUCUUGGAUGAAAGACAUAUCCGGCUGAACGUAUCAGCUGACAGGCCUCUGGACCGAGAGGUCCUCGGUCCCCUCCUCAUGGCCAAUCUCAUAUGUUCUUACGAGGACACACUUCAAAUCGCGUACAGGAUCGCUGUGGAGAUUAUGAACGAGAAUGACAACGCACCCGUGUUUGCAGAAAACACCACUCUGUUUUUUACCAUCAGUGAGCUAACUCCUGUGAACAGUGUGGCCUUCACUGUCCAGGCGGUCGACGCAGAUAAAGACCACAUCAUUUACUCCAUCGACCAGACUUCGCCUGAUGCUGAGUAUUUCAAGGUUGACGUCCCAACCAGUGGAAAAGUCAUCCUGUCCAAACCUCUGGACUAUGAGACUAAGAAUCUGCUCACUGUGACCAUCCACGCAGUGGAAAUGAACACAGCAGAGAGUUACGAGACCACCGCCAACGUCUCCAUCCAGAUCGUGGACGCAGAUGACCAGUACCCACAGUUCUUACCCUGCUCGCUGCUUCUCCAACAUGAGACCAGUCACAUCUGCACCAGCCCUGUGUACACAGUCAAUGUAACAGAGGGGGAGGAGGACAUUGUACUGGAGUUCUCUCCUGGUCCCAUUUAUGCAGUGGAUGGAGACAGAGGAAUCAGAACUCCUGUCAGCUAUGCUAUACUCUCAGGAGACGAUGAAGGCCGUUUCCUGAUGGACAGACAGACAGGAGCGAUGAGACUGAUUCGGGGAGUCAUCGACAGAAUCCCAACUCCAAUGCUGCACCUUCAGGUCAUGGCAUACCAGGAUAAUGACCCUAGGAAAUAUGCUGUUGCCACAGUGACAGUCCGAAUUCUGGCCACAAACCUCUUUAAUCCAGAGUUUGACAGUGCAGAAUAUCAUGGAUUUGUAACAGCUGGAAAGAGCCAUGCCUCUCUGGUCAACACCUACGGUGACAAAGUGUUGAUGUUACAUGUUCAAGACCGGGAUUUUCAGCAUGGCUUCAAUCCCAUGAUGUCCUACACCUUCAGUCCCACAUCCAAUCACACAAACAUCUACCAGGUCACAGAGGAGGGGCUUCUGAUUGCCAGGACCAAUCAGCUUACACCAAAACACAAACAUGUUAUUGAGGUGAAAGCUAUAGACCAAGAGUCAGGUGAUGCUGCCUUUACGACUGUAGUGAUCGAGGUGUUGUCUGAGGGACAACCAGUUCCUCAUAGUCCAGUGAGAGAGCAGCGCCUGACAGGCUGUACUGUGGGCAAAGCCUUCUUCCUGAGCAUGGUGAUGAUGACGGUGUUUGGAUGUGUCGUUUACAUGGUGAUGUGGCUGAAGAAGAGACAAAAGGGGAAGAGGAACCCACUGGAGAGAGGCUGUGUUGCUGAGGGCAAACACCCCAACGUGAGUUUACGGUGCUUCCAACUGGUGAGUCAUGGAGGUGCUACGCCUCAAAUGGAGGUGGGAUCCUUCAACAGUGAAGAAUACGGAAGCUGCAAUCCUUCCUUAAGCUUCCCUGGUAACCCUGGUAUCCCUGGUUUCAGCACCACCCACCAGGAUCCGCCCUCCUGCCAAGGACUUGUUCCACCUAUAACCACUGCUGCACCCAACACCACCGCCAUCCCCAUGGAAGGUGUGUCCAGCCACGUCACGCUCUAUUGCUGCGAUUCCACGGCAACCAAAAGCUCUCCCACCUUCCACGUAGCCACUGUGGCUACACACGAAGAAAACCUGGACUCCUCAGCACCUAUCAUGCCCGUGGAACCUCCUGCUCCACCACCUGACACCCGUCCCAAACCAACAACUCCAAACUCACAAGCAGACCCCGUCACCAGCCCGUUCUCGUGGUCCAGUGCUAACUUAAGCCACACCCAAGUUUCUUCAGCCGAACCUUCUCACAAACCUCGUGUGAAGACGCCCCCAUGUUCACCUUUACGGUCCUCACCCCUCCCAGAGCGGGUCACUACCCCACCCCCACCCACCCCAGAGCUACCCCCUCCAGUAACACCACCUGUGACUCCACCCAGCACCUCACUGGACCACACAGACCAAUCAGAGCACAGAAGGUCGCAGAGGGUGGAGGAUGAGGAGGACAUCGGCGUUCCAGGAGCUGAAGAUGCAGACAAGGACGAUGGCGAUGAGUUGGAGUCAGACGAGGAAGAGCUGCUGAGGGUGAUGGCUCGCUGUAAUCCCAUUUUCAUCUCAUUCACUAAGUAAUGCCACUACGGACUGAGGGGAACAAGGUGGACGACGAUGGGGGGAUGAAAGACGGAGGACGGGUGACAUGUCGUCAAGCAA
Solea senegalensis (Senegalese sole) is the source of this 2516-nucleotide messenger RNA. RefSeq names its product cadherin-related family member 5. The transcript has 15 exons. Bases 12 to 2435 code for a protein of 807 amino acids. The record is from RefSeq and is a predicted model, not a curated record. Lineage: Eukaryota; Metazoa; Chordata; Actinopteri; Pleuronectiformes; Soleidae. Gene Ontology annotation, biological process: cell morphogenesis; cell-cell junction assembly; adherens junction organization. Gene Ontology annotation, molecular function: cadherin binding; calcium ion binding. Gene Ontology annotation, cellular component: adherens junction; catenin complex; membrane.